Messenger RNA from Kogia breviceps (pygmy sperm whale), 492 nucleotides. The record is from RefSeq and is a predicted model, not a curated record. NCBI's taxonomy places the organism in Eukaryota, Metazoa, Chordata, Mammalia, Artiodactyla, Physeteridae.
CACGGCCAGCGGUGGAUAAUCCGGGACACUUUGCCCCUGGGGGCUGCGAAGUGAGCAAGGAGGACAAGGGCAUGCUCAGUGGUGGCGGCGGUGAUGCGGGCCUUUCCAACGCCGCGGCGCGGGGGCAAGUGGAGGCCGUGCGGCAGCUUCUGGAAGCCGGUCAUGAUGAUGGGCAGCGCCCGCGUGGCCGAGCUGCUGCUGCUCCACGGUGCGGACCCCAACUGCGCGGACCCCGCCACCCUCACCCGACCCGUGCACGACGCCGCCCGGGAGGGCUUCCUGGACACGUUGGUGGCGCUGCACCGAGCCGGGGCGCGGCUGGACAUGCGCGACGCCUGGGGCCGCCUGCCCGUGGACCUGGCUGAGGAGCGGGGCCACCGCGACGUCGCCCGCUACCUGCGCGCGGCCGAGGGAGACUGAUGGCGCAUGCACACAGCCGCCCCAAACGACUUUUCUUUUCUCUCCAGUUCCCCAUCCCAACUUAGUUCAAUG